Molecule: messenger RNA, 981 nt
Organism: Mesoplodon densirostris (Blainville's beaked whale)
Lineage: Eukaryota; Metazoa; Chordata; Mammalia; Artiodactyla; Ziphiidae
Gene: ALX1
Product: ALX homeobox 1
Exons: 4
Coding region: 1-981 (326 amino acids)
Biological process (GO): negative regulation of DNA-templated transcription; embryonic skeletal system morphogenesis; positive regulation of transcription by RNA polymerase II
Molecular function (GO): DNA-binding transcription activator activity, RNA polymerase II-specific; RNA polymerase II transcription regulatory region sequence-specific DNA binding
Source: RefSeq, a predicted model, not a curated record
AUGGAGUUUCUGAGCGAGAAGUUUGCCCUCAAGAGCCCACCGAGUAAAAACAGUAACUUUUACAUGGGCGCAGGAGGCGCGUUGGAGCACGUUAUGGAGACGCUGGACAAUGAGUCCUUUUACAGCAAAGCGUCGGCGGGCAAAUGCGUGCAGGCCUUCGGGCCCCUGCCCCGCGCCGAGCAUCACGUGCGCCUGGAGAGGACCUCGCCCUGUCAGGACGGCAGCGUGAACUAUGGGAUCACUAAAGUAGAAGGACAGCCUCUUCACACCGAACUAAAUAGAGCUAUGGACAACUGUAACAGUCUCCGGAUGUCUCCCGUGAAAGGGAUGCCAGAGAAGGGAGAACUGGAUGAACUUGGGGAUAAAUGUGACAGCAACGUAUCCAGCAGUAAGAAACGGAGACACCGAACCACCUUUACCAGCUUGCAGCUGGAGGAGCUGGAAAAGGUCUUUCAGAAAACCCAUUACCCGGAUGUAUACGUCAGAGAACAGCUUGCUCUGAGGACUGAGCUGACUGAGGCCAGGGUCCAGGUUUGGUUUCAAAAUCGAAGGGCCAAGUGGAGAAAAAGAGAACGUUAUGGCCAAAUCCAGCAAGCUAAAAGCCAUUUUGCUGCCACCUAUGACAUAUCAGUUUUGCCAAGGACUGACAGCUAUCCACAGAUUCAGAACAAUUUGUGGGCAGGAAAUGCGAGUGGUGGUUCUGUGGUCACUUCAUGCAUGUUACCACGUGACACUUCCUCCUGUAUGACACCUUACUCUCACUCGCCUCGGACAGAUUCCAGUUACACAGGGUUUUCAAACCACCAGAACCAGUUCAGCCACGUGCCCCUCAACAAUUUUUUCACUGACUCUCUUCUUACCGGGGCUACCAAUGGACAUGCAUUUGAAACAAAGCCAGAGUUUGAAAGGAGGUCCUCCAGUAUCGCAGUUCUUCGAAUGAAAGCCAAGGAGCACACUGCCAAUAUUUCAUGGGCCAUGUAA